AUGACAAGAGGUGGAUACCAGAAAAUAACCACUGGUGAAAAUAUGCAAAAAGAUGGUUUUAUAUCUCUUCUUUUCUUUCAAUGGAUGGACGCCAUCUUCAAGACAGGUAGUGGAGGAAUUAUAGAGAAUAGCGACUUUCCACCACUCUCAAGACAAAAUUCCACUGAAACUUACACGAAACGCCUCCAAACACGAUGGGAGAAAGAGAAAGUUAAGAGCAAAGGAAACAGGAAGAGACCAAAACUUUGGAAGAGUGUCGUUGCAAUGAUAUCUUUCAACGAAGCGUUGAUCAUGGCAAUUACUGGAGCUAUAUACGGACUUUGGCGCCUCCUCAAGCCUUUACUUCUAGGUUACUUGCUUUCUUCUCUAAUGGAACCUAAUCCACGUAACAAUUUCCUUUCGCAUGGUUGUGUAAUAGCUAUGGGACUAGGUGCCUUGAUUGGAACAAUUUCCAUGCGACACUCUUCCUAUUUUUCAGACGUACUUGGUAUCGGAGUGAGUAGUGCUCUGAAAGGUCUUAUUUACCGGAAGAUUCUACAACUCAAAAGGGCUGAACUACUCAAAUUUACAUCAGGACGCGUGGUUGACCUCUUAUCAAACGAUGUCCAGCGACUGGAAGGACAAACUUUAACGAUAAUUUUCAAUAGCAUUUUGGAUCUCACCUUGGUCAUACCCGGAACUAUAGUAUUACUUUUGUAUUUUAUUGGUUGGCAAGCUCUCGUGGGAGUCAUAUGCCUUUUUUUACUGGUACCAUAUUUCGCAGCGUUAUCCUCUCUCAGUGCUACACUACGCCGCCGCACAGCAGCACUUUCAGAUAGGCGCUUCUCUUUGUUGAACCAAGUCAUUUCUGGGAUUCGCACUAUCAAAACACAUGCAUGGGAGGAUGAAUUCAGAGAAAAGAUCAAACGGAUACGAAGCAAUGAAAUGAAGAUUAUCCGUUGGAAAAGUAGUGUUCUCUCAGCUCUUGCUGCCCUGGAAUACACUUCAGUGCCAUUGGCGAAGCUGGUAUCAAUCAUGACUCUAGUGCUUACUGGACAACCCCUCACACCUGUUAAUGUGUUUAUGCUUCUCUCUUUUGUCAAUGUAGCGAGAAUAAGCUUUUGUAUGUACCUCCUCUAUGGUACCUUGGAAGCAUACGACGCUUUUGUUUCACUUCAGAGAAUUGAGCAUUUCCUUCUUCUAAAAGAUUUACCCGUGAACUAUCAUGAUCACUCUAGCCAAGGCUCUAAUGAGGGGAGAGGGAGUGUAUCUGAAUUGAAGAGAAACUUGUCGGAUCAACACAACAAAACUGAAGAAAAUCCCGGUAUUCGUGUUGAUGAACAACACAAUAUGGCCAAGCCAGCGACUCUGGUGGUGUCAAUUUUAACGUCAAAAGAAAAGCUCGGUGAUGACGCGUUCAUUUUGCAAGAUGUCCAGUUUUCUACGGCGUCCCAAAACUUAACAAUCAUCACGGGUCCAGUGGGUAGUGGAAAAUCUACUCUUCUCUCAGUUAUCGCAGGUGAGGAGGUGUCAGUCGCAGAAGGAACAAUAACCUGGCCAUCUUCCCUUGUUUAUGUGCCCCAGACACCAUGGGUGUUCUCCGGAACAAUAAGACAAAACAUUUUAUUUGGUCAACCUUACAACGAAAUCAGGUACUUCCAAGUAGCUGAGGCAUGCGCCCUAACGGAAGACCUUCAGAAGUUUCCAAAAGGUGACGAAACGGUUGUAGGUGAAAGAGGUGCUGUUCUGAGCGGAGGUCAGCGUGCACGAGUGAGUUUAGCACGUGCGGUAUACUCGGACGCAGACCUGUACCUGUUGGAUGACCCUUUGAGUGCCGUAGAUACAAGAGUUAGCAAACAUAUCUUUGAAAAAUGUAUUAAAGGCAUAUUGUGCAACAAAACCCGGCUGUUGACGUCCCACCAAGAAGAAUACAUGAAAGAAGCUGAUGAAGUUAUUGUGUUAUAUAAAGGACGUUUGUUGGCCAAAGGUAAUUUCCCUGAGCUUGAAGAAAAGGCUGUUUUUGAUUCUGCACUUGAUACACUUUGCAAAAAGCCUUUUAAGGGCAGGGAACCCAAUGCGAGGUCGGUUUCAGAAAAGGAAGAUAACCCACAAGUUAAGGGAAGAGUGAUUCCUGCACUACCUCAGAACAAGGAUAUACAAAUGUCAGACGAAGACCGCAUAGUCGGAGGAGUGACUUUUAAGCUCUACUGGGACUACUUCAGAAGCGGAUUAAGCUCCAUGACGAUCAUCGGAGUUAUCUUCUUAUGUUUCAUCACUCAAGGGAUGAUAGUUUCUCCUGACUUUUGGCUUUCGUCUCUGACUAAGAAGAGUCAAGAAAACCAGAAAGACAAAACAAACCUGAUCAUAUUUGGUUGUCUAGUACUUGGAUCCUUCAUAUUUGCCGCUGCCAGGGCAUUUUGCUUUCUUCAGGCCUCUGCGAGAUGUUCCAAACGUCUUCACGAUAAAAUGGCGGAGGCAAUUCUAGAGGCUCCUGUUUUGUUUUUUGAUUCAAACCCUGUUGGCAGAAUUCUUAAUCGAUUCUCUAAAGAUACAGGCUGCAUGGACGAGGUGUUACCCAAGGCGUUUCUGUUUGCUAUCCAGCUAGUCUUAGCAAUGCUGGCCUCGAUUCUCGUUCCAACCGUUGCUAAUCCAUGGCUUCUGUUUGUGACUGUUCCAAUGGCCAUAGCAGUUGUGUACAUCUCUCGGUACUAUCUGAAAACGUCUAGACAGUUGAAACGAAUAGAGUCUAUAAACCGAAGUCCUGUGUUUUCACACAUUUCGGAUACCAUAGAUGGGCUUGAGACUAUUCGAACAAGAGCAAGACAAAGAGAUUUUGAGGAACAGUUUUACAGAUAUCAGGAUGUCCACACUCAGUCGUAUAUCAUGGUGCUUGCCUGCGAGAGAUGGCUUGGGGUGCGUAUGUCUUUCCUUAUCUCCAUCUUGACGUGUGCAGUGGCUCUUGGGGCAAUCUUUGUCUCUCAAGAUGCUGCGUUUGCUGGAAUUGGACUUGUUUACGUCCUCGAAAGUGUGGAACUGAUGGAUUAUACUGUCAGAAAAGCUGCCGAAGUUGAGAAUUUUAUGACUUCAGUUGAACGGGUUAUGACAUACACAAAACUUGACCAUGAGCCUGGCUAUAAAGUGAGCGAACUUCCCCCGGAACAGUGGCCAUUUAAGGGGGAUAUCACGUUUCAAGACUUGUCAAUGACCUACUACCCGGGAGGGCCUCAAGUAUUAAGGAAGCUUAAUCUUCACAUAAAGGGAGGAACAAACGUUGGUGUCACAGGGCGAACGGGAGCCGGCAAGUCAUCCCUAGUGGCAGCCCUUCUGCGCAUGCCAGAUGCCGAAGGUGCCAUAAUGAUCGAUGACAUCUCAAUAAAUGACAUUAACCUACAAGUGGCUCGACGAUGUAUAUCCGUUCUUAGCCAAAGUCCCGUCCUUUUCAGUGGAUCGUUGAGAGAAAAUCUUGAUCUUGUAGGGCAGUUCCAAGAUGUAGAGUUAUGGGGAACCUUAGAGAUCGUUCAACUGAAAAAGCUGGUGGAAAGUUUGGAUGGAAAACUAGAUCACCAGUUGUUGGAACAUGGUGCAAACCUAAGUGUAGGAGAACGGCAGUUGAUUUGUUUGGCUCGUGUCCUUUUGCAUCAGAGAAACAUUGUGAUCCUGGAUGAGCCCACUGCACACGUGGAUCCAGAAACAGAACAAACAAUUUGGAGGGUAGUGCGAGAGAAACUGAAGCACUGCACAGUAAUCACCAUAGCUCAUCGACUGAACACUAUCAAAGACUGUGACAUGAUUUUAGUCAUGACAAAUGGCGAGAUCCACGAGUUUGAUAGUUUUGACUCAAUGAUUAACAUAACUUAACUGUUUUUUUCAUCAUGGAAAAAAGUUUACAUUAGAGUACUUUUAA
Stylophora pistillata is the source of this 3883-nucleotide messenger RNA. RefSeq names its product ATP-binding cassette sub-family C member 4. NCBI's taxonomy places the organism in Eukaryota, Metazoa, Cnidaria, Anthozoa, Scleractinia, Pocilloporidae. The record is from RefSeq and is a predicted model, not a curated record. Gene Ontology annotation, molecular function: ATP binding; ATP hydrolysis activity; ABC-type transporter activity. Gene Ontology annotation, cellular component: membrane. Gene Ontology annotation, biological process: transmembrane transport.